Molecule: messenger RNA, 1130 nt
Organism: Cricetulus griseus (Chinese hamster)
Lineage: Eukaryota; Metazoa; Chordata; Mammalia; Rodentia; Cricetidae
Source: RefSeq, a predicted model, not a curated record
AUGGCGUGGCUCCGGGAGACAAGAUUUCUCAGUGUGGACUCAACUUUCCUAGAUGUCUCUGCUGAAGGUGCUGGGCGGCUGAGUCCAGACACGACCCCAACCCCUUCCCCCACCACCCCAAAUCCAGACACGACCCCAACCCCUUCUCCCACCACCCCAAGUCCAGACACGACCCCAACCCCUUCCCCCACCUCCCCAACUCUGGAAGUGACCCCCACUUCAGAUUCCAGCUCCACAGGAACAAACCCAGGCUCAGCCUCCCCAAAGCCAGAAACAGCCUCACUCCCCAGCUCUGGCUCCCCAGAUCCUGAGCUGACCACUGUGUCCCAGUCCACGAACUUGGUUCCGCAAGCAUCACCCACUGUGUCCAGCCCUGGCCAGGACAUAGGCAGCCUGUGGAUCCCCACAUCACACAGGAACCCGGGCGUGGUGAUCGCUGUGUGUCUGCUUGUGUCUGUCUUGCUCAUUGGCUCUGUGUUCACUGCGGUGAGACGCUGUAGUCGGGAAGCGCCAGCUUUUCAUAAUCUGGAUACAGUGUCCUUGGGCAGUGUGAGCCAGCGGCUGCCGUUUGCCGACCACCUACAGUCCUGACUCUCAGAGGCCUAGAGAUGGGGUGGGGUUGGGGCUAACACCUGGGAAAAACAGUUGCUGGAAAAGACUUCACUGUAUUAACCUGGAGAUAAACUUGUGGCAGGAGGAUGUCUUGAGCCCAGGAGUUUGGGCCAGUUCGGCCCAGACAUCUAGUACUCAACUUAAAAAUCAAGUCAAUCCAGGGUGAUGAAGCAUGCCUGCCAUUCCAGCACUUGGGAUGUACAAACAGGAAGAUCAGGUGUUCAAGUCCACCCUGGGCUACAUAGGGGGUUUGAGGCCAUCCUGGGCUACAUGAGACUGUCUUUAAAAAAGAGAAAAGCGGGGCGGGGUGGUGGUGCUGAAGAGAAGCCUGGGCUCAAUUCCCAGCACUCACAUGGCAGUUCUCAACCACCUGUGACUCCAGUUCCCGGGAUCUGACACCUCCUUUUGGCCUCUGCAGUCAGGAGGCCACCUCUUGCAGGUGACAGAUAUGCAGACAUACAUUCAGGCAAAACACAUAAAAGAUAACAUUAAAUAAAUAUAAACUAAAUAAAUAAAGU